AUGGUGAACCACCGCGGUCUCCUCCACCACGCCAUGCCACCACCUGGAGAACGUCCUCUCUCUCCACCACGGAAACCUCCUCGGUCACCACCACGGAAACCGCCUCUAUCACCUCCACGGAAACCACCUCGGUCACCUCCACGGAAUCCACCUGGGGAACGUCCACGAUCUCCACCACGGAAUCCUCCAGGUGAUCGUCCUCUGUCUCCUCCACGGAAUCCACCGCCACCUCCUCGUGGGCUGAAUCCACUUCCUCCUCCACGUCCACCACGGAAGCCUGAAGCUAAAUUUUGCGAACAUGUCUAG
This is a messenger RNA of Caenorhabditis remanei, 306 nucleotides long. RefSeq lists its product as uncharacterized. The transcript has 2 exons. The coding region runs from base 1 to 306 and encodes 101 amino acids. The record is from RefSeq and is a predicted model, not a curated record. NCBI's taxonomy places the organism in Eukaryota, Metazoa, Nematoda, Chromadorea, Rhabditida, Rhabditidae.